AUGGAGGACAAAGCCGACCGCCGCUAUCAGUUACUCCACCAGCGCAAGCAGCAGGGUCUGUGCAGGAGAGCCAACAGCUCCAACAAGGCCACGCGCUGGGAUCAUUAUUCUGUGGCCUAUGACCCAUCUGGCUUUUGUGUGUGUGCACGCACGCGUGUUAUAUUCAAAGUCAAAUGUGCAGCAGAAUUCAACAAGUACAAGGUCCUCAUGUAUCUGGGCUCCAUAUUUACCAGCCUUCUCUUCCUAGUUGUGAAUGUGACCUGUGCAAUGUUGAUCUAUGGAGAUAUUCCAGAGAAUCAUCUGAGAUGGACAGUGUUUGCUCAGGCGUUAGCCAAUGACACUCUCUUCAUUCUCUGUGCCAUUUCAUUAGCUUGUUGUAUGUGCAAACUUGCAAAAAUGUCUUCAGCAAAUGUCUACCUCGAGUCAAAGGGCACAUCUGUCUGCCAGGCUAUCCUCGUGGGCUCUGUAGCUGCCCUUCUGUAUUCUUCAAGGGCUUGCUACAACCUGGUAGCAGUGGUUGUGUCUCCAGACAAUAUUCCCAGUCCAUUUAACUAUGGCUGGGACAACCCCUCGGAUAAGAUCCACGGGGAAGAAAUCAGUGGAGAAGAAUUUGUGGUGUUCGGAGUGGUCCUCUUUCUCUGGGAGCUGGUGCCAACGACCUUUGUGGUGCUGUUCUUCCGAGCUCGGAGACUCUCUCAGAACUUGACACCAGGUGGAAUGAUAAACAGUCACAGCUACAGCUCCCGAGCAUACUUCUUUGACAAUCCGAGGCGGUACGACAGCGACGAUGACUUGUCACGACUUGGCGGAAGAGAUGGGGGAAGCCUGGCUGCCCCUCAGUGCUCCGGCUGGUAUGGCUCUCUGACCGGCAGCGACAGCUACCCUGCUGCUCCUCAUCUAGGUGGACCUACAAUAGAUAACGCCCCCCUACUCUUCAGUUCUGGCGACUUGGAAUCUAGCAAUCGCCAUGGCUUAUACUCAGCACCGCAGAACUGAAGAGGGCUACCGGAGGCAGCUCUCGGCGGUGUAAGAUUUGUAAUAAUUUGUUUUCUAAACGUCUAACUCCAUCUACGCAAACAUUCCAUCACCUAAUGCAGCCACAGACCAGGGCCUGGACUCAUGGGCUGCACGUAGUGAACAAGACUGACUCACGGUACCAUGUAGCAAAGUGAAGGUGAACUCUGGAAGCUUUUCAGUCUGUUUGUUUUUUCUCAAGAUGCUUGUUAGCAGCUAAAAGCACCAGAGCUUCCUUUCUAGAGAAGAAACAUCAACUGCAUAUUUGCACUUUUAUCUGCACAUUCUGAAGGAACAAAUCUCGCUCAGACUCUCCCUGUCUGAAACUUUUUAAUUGCACAUCCGUAGCUGGGAGGUGUCGUCUUCCUGCAGGAACUGGAGCAAGCAUAUGUGUUCUGUGAAGGACUCCGUGGUCUGACCCACUCUCAAAGGACAGUACAUCUCCCUCCCUGACGAGCAACAGGGUGCACGCUACUAUGGGGACAAUGAAGAAUGUCGAGGAAAGCAAAACGUGUCAUAUUUGCGCAAGACGAAGGGAAUGUCUCCUUGCUGAGAAUGUGGGCUGGCUCUGACUCAAGGUUCUGGUUUCAAUGGACUGCUCUAAUGCCCUGCUCUGGGACCGUUGUGAAAGCAAACCUAAAAGCACAGGUACAGAAGGCUCGUGCGUACCAAGUAGCACUGAGGUCACUGAACAGCUCUUCGCACGUUAGUUAAAAGGAGAAACGCUAACUUGGGAGGAGCAGAACUACCACAGUUGGCGUUAGGCUCGCGGUGUGAUCACUGGGUCACGAGGUAUGGGCAUGGCCACAUCAGGAAAACACAGCGAGGAGGGUGGGAAGCGGGUGUCAUCUGUGAGUCCUUGUUUUGGCCAAAACAAAUAUGUAACGAAGGCUGCUUCGAGCACUAGCU
Alligator sinensis (Chinese alligator) is the source of this 1923-nucleotide messenger RNA. RefSeq names its product G protein-coupled receptor 137C (gene GPR137C). Gene Ontology annotation, cellular component: lysosomal membrane. Bases 1 to 996 code for a protein of 331 amino acids. Gene Ontology annotation, biological process: positive regulation of TORC1 signaling. The transcript is spliced from 8 exons. Lineage: Eukaryota; Metazoa; Chordata; Crocodylia; Alligatoridae. The record is from RefSeq and is a predicted model, not a curated record.